Molecule: messenger RNA, 1072 nt
Organism: Schizophyllum commune H4-8
Lineage: Eukaryota; Fungi; Basidiomycota; Agaricomycetes; Agaricales; Schizophyllaceae
Exons: 8
Coding region: 24-926 (300 amino acids)
Molecular function (GO): acetylpyruvate hydrolase activity
Source: RefSeq, a predicted model, not a curated record
CCUGCUGCUUGCUUCCCACCACCAUGGCACCCAUUAAGACGAACUGGACACGCCUCAUCCGCUUCGUAGCCGCUGAGACGGCACGGGUGCACAUCGGUGAACCUGUCGACGCCUCCCUCGACGUCGGCCUCGCUGCGCACAAGGGUGCUACCAUUCGUGCUCGCGAGAUUGUGGGCAAUGCCCUUGAUCCCGCUGCAGAGGUCUCCAACCGCGUCCUCACUGUCAAGACGCUCCUUUCGCCCCUCUCGCGAGAGCAAGUCAAGCUCGUGCGAUGCUUGGGACUCAACUACAAGGAUCAUGCAGCCGAGGCGAAGAUGGCUUUGCCGGCAUUCCCUGUCCUCUUCUACAAGCCAGUGACCUCGCUCAUCGGCCCUGGAGCGCCAGUUAUCAUACCGACCGCGGCCUGCCCGCCCAAGGACAACCUCUCCGACUACGAGGUCGAACUUGUCAUCGUCAUCGGCAAGACUUGCAAGGACGUCAAGGCGGCAGACGCUCUAGACUACGUCCUCGCGUACUCGGGCGCGAACGACGUGUCAUGCCGCAAGCAUCAAUUGGCGGUCUCGCAAUGGGGCUUCUCGAAGAGCUUUGACAACACGAACCCGUUUGGGCCCUGUUUGGUGGCGGCUAAGGCUAUUAGCGACCCGCAGAACGUGCCUCUGAAGACCGUGCUGAACGGCGAGACCGUGCAGGAUGGCACUACGAGGGACCAGAUCUUCGGCGUGCGCGAGACAAUUGCACACCUUUCACAAGGCACCACGCUCGAGGCUGGUACCAUCAUUCUCACUGGCACUCCGAAGGGCGUCGGCUUCGUGAAAAACCCUCCGGUCUACCUCAAGCAUGGCGACAAGAUGAGCGUCUGGGUUGGCGGCGGCAUCGGCUCGCUCUACAACGACGUCGUCGAGGAGCCCGCUCAGGCGAAGCUGUAAAGCCCGCUUAGGCGAAGCUGCAAAGCCCGCUCGAGCGAAGCUGUAAAGUCAACUCCUGAAGCGCGCGUUCAAUAUAUAUGUACCCUCCAUGUAAGCAUGUCUGUAACAUCUGCUAACCAAUUUGGAUAUCUCUCGCAAGGCUCGAA